Rotaria socialis is the source of this 1494-nucleotide messenger RNA. The record is from the annotation of a GenBank genome assembly. NCBI's taxonomy places the organism in Eukaryota, Metazoa, Rotifera, Eurotatoria, Philodinida, Philodinidae.
AUGGAAAACGAACCAACUCAAGAUGACACUGAUGGUCUCCGUGAUGACGAUUGUACCAUUCCACCUAAGGCUCUUCCCAUGGAGUAUCCAAACGAAGUUGCUGCUGUCGAAGCUAUGGCUAAAUGUUUCUAUCAGCGUUAUGAUGCUUGCACAGCCUUCUAUAUGGGUUCGCUUAUAGAAGCAUGUCAAGCAGCUUUCAUGUCCACAGCUACUGAAGAACUUCGCCCGGUACUUGUCUAUAUCCACCAUGGUAGAAGUAUAUUUAGUAACAUAUUUUGUGAGAAUAUAUUUUGUUCGAGAACAAUCAUCGAGUAUUUACUUGAAAAUUAUAUUGUGUGGCCAUGUGAUGUUACUUUAGAAGGAAAUAGAAAUAGGUUGACAAACAUUUUGCAAGAGAUUCUUCCAGAUCAGGUUAUAAAUAGUUUUGACGUCAAUAAAUAUCCAAAACUUCUUGGAAUUAAGCGAAUAGCUCAAGCGCGACAAGGUGACUCGUUCGUAUUCGGAUACCAGUCAGAAUUGUUACUCGAAGGUGACGUUUUAGUAAGAAAUCAAGUGAUAUCAAAUCGAAAAAAUGUACUCGAGGAAUUGAUUUUUUUCAAAAACGAAUGUGACGAAAAUGAACAAUCAUUCUCAUACUAUCUCAAUAUACAAACUCGCCUUGGUAGAAAUGCCAUUCAUCGUAUAGUGAAAUAUAUCACAUUGAAUGAUGCGAUCAAUGCAUUUACCAUUAAUAUACUUCCUUUGUUACGUGAGAGAGAAACACCAGUGGAAAUUUGUGAUCCGGACAAUUUAUUUAUCAACACGAUUCUUCCCAAACUUAAAGCUAAACAAGUUAUUUCUUUACGUCUUACGACCAAUUGGUUUUGUACAGAACAAGAUCUAUCUCGAUUAAAUAGUUUUAGUGAUAUCUUCACAUUGACUCUACUCAAUUUCCCAGACAUCAAAUUAAUCAAUAUAUACCAAAAUUACUUCCCUCAGAUAAAGAAUCUUUGUCUUUGGUAUGACAGUGAAGUUAAUUUUACUUUGUUCCAUGAUCUUUUUGGAUACCUGAAUUAUUCAAUAAAACGAUUUGAAGUUCAUUGUCCAGGAUAUGUUUGUUCUCAUUCUAAUCCAGAUCAAUGUAAGAUUGCAUUCUGCGGAGCCUAUGAAAUCAAAUAUUUUCUUUUUGAUCUGAGUAACUUCCCAUUAUCUCCAACAAGUGAUUGUACAAACCAAUGGCCGUCAUGUUUUUUGAUAACCAUAGUUGAUUUGAUCAAAUAUAUGCCCAGUCUUCAAUACUUUCAAUUAAUUACAAACAUGGAUAGCAUAAGCAAACUAUUGGAUUUAAAAGAAUGGAUAAGAAUGACAAGUUAUUGCCCUUGUUUAGCGAAAAUAACGCUACGAGUGUUAGGACGUAUGGAAUCGGACGACGAAAUGUCUCAAAAAAUAAAAGAAAUUCAAAAUGAAUUACGUACUCUGCCCCAAAGUACUCAAUUUCAAGUUAUAUUCAACUGA